AUGAGGCAAAGGAUUUUGUUAACCAUCCUACUAUGGACUGGUAUAACGGUCAUGCUCAACUUGGAGAAAGUUGCUGCCCCCGAAUCAACACUUAAACAAAUCCUGCUUGACGUUAUCUAUGACUCCCAAACUGCUUUUGUUCCAGGAAGGCUGAUUCAGGAUAAUAUUGUUGUUGCCCACAAAGCUUUCCACUAUCUUCGCCUCAAGAAAAAAGGUAAAAACUAUGAAGCUGGCCUCAAGGUGGAUAUGAGCAAGGCUUAUGAUAGGGUAGAAUGGGAUUUCCUUGCCGCAGCUAUGGCUAAAAUGAGGUUUGAUAAUUUUUGGAUCCACCUUGUAAUAACUUGUAUUUCGACAGUCUCUUUCUCUAUCCUCCUAAACGGAAAGCCUGGAGCUUCCUUCUUCCCUUCUCAAGGUCUCAGACAAGGAGACCCUCUGUCCCCAUAUCUAUUCCUCAUUAUCUCUGAAGUUUUGUCCCUUAAUAUUUCGACACUUGUUAACGAGGGUGAACUUGCAGGAGUUAAAGUGGCGAGAGGAGCUCCAGAUGAGGACUCUAACUAUGCUUGUCUUAAGAGGAUUCUCCAUGAGUAUUGUCUUGCCUCAAGUCAAGAAAUCAAUUUCCAGAAGUCCUGUAUUUAUUUCAGCCAAAACACCGCUCCUCAUCGUCAAGCAAGCUGCCUUCAAUUUGGGGAAGAUCAAAGAAGUCAACCCUUGGAGAUCAAUAGUGACAUUGCUAAAUUUUGGUGGGCUAAUCAAGACAAAGAUCACGGAAUGCACUGGAAAUCUUGGAAUUCUUUAAGCAGAAAUAAGAAUGAGGGAGGUCUAGGUUUCCGAGACCUGAUGGAUUUCAACCUUGCCCUCUUGGAAGUGGGUCACCGAUCUUCUUGGUUAUGGGCAAGCCUCAUUGCAAGUAGAGAUAAGGUUCUUAAGCAUGCUAGGGUUCAGAUUUUAAGUGAUGAUAAUAUUCGUAUUUGGACAGAUAGAUAA
Molecule: messenger RNA, 984 nt
Organism: Prunus armeniaca (apricot)
Lineage: Eukaryota; Viridiplantae; Streptophyta; Magnoliopsida; Rosales; Rosaceae
Source: the annotation of a GenBank genome assembly